AUGAUCAGAAUCAAAAAUAAGUAUUUAUUACUCGUUUUCUCCCAAAAUAAUGGGAAACCUUAUGUUCAAAAAUAUUCAGGCAUACGCAUACACAUUUAUUCACAAUUCGCAAGAGCAAGAGAAGAAGAAGAAAAACAAGUAGAAAAAAAUCAGAUGUCAACAGAGCCACCACCAUCACCACCACCACCACCACCAACGCCACAAAAGUUGGACUUUGCUCCUUUACAUCGUUCAGUUGAAUUAGAAAAUAUUCAUGCACAAGUUAUAAAAAAUGAUCCACAACAACCAGAAUCAAAAUCAACACGUAAAAUACUUGUUAAACAUAUGACUGUUAUUGGUGAUGGUAGUGAUAUGGACAAUAGUGAAAUAAUCACACAAUAG
This is a messenger RNA of Rotaria socialis, 381 nucleotides long. The record is from the annotation of a GenBank genome assembly. Lineage: Eukaryota; Metazoa; Rotifera; Eurotatoria; Philodinida; Philodinidae.